AUGCAAAACACGUUAAAACAGUUGGGAGAAAAUGUUUCUGAUAAAUUAGUCAUUACUAAAAUACUGAUGACAUUGCCAGAUGAAUACAGGCAUUUUGUAUCUGCUUGGGAGUCGGCUCCGGACGAUAAACAGACUAUUGAUAACUUGGUGGCAAGGUUAUUGAUCGAAGAAGAAAGAAUCAAAGAAAAGAGUGAAUCACAGCAAACAGCAUCAUCAUCUGCUUUUGUUGUAAAGAAUAAAAGGCUUGUGAAGUGUUUCAAAUGUGGCAAAAAUGGGCAUUUUCAAACGGAGUGCAGAAGCUACAAAAAUAAUGGUGAAUCAAACAUGACCAGUAAUCAAACUAACAAUAACUGUUUUUAUUGUAGAAAGUUUGGUCAUUUUAAGGCGCAGUGUCGGUUUAGAAAACAAAAGUAA
This is a messenger RNA of Achroia grisella, 414 nucleotides long. RefSeq lists its product as uncharacterized. The record is from RefSeq and is a predicted model, not a curated record. Lineage: Eukaryota; Metazoa; Arthropoda; Insecta; Lepidoptera; Pyralidae. The transcript has a single exon. Gene Ontology annotation, molecular function: nucleic acid binding; zinc ion binding. Bases 1 to 414 code for a protein of 137 amino acids.